GUCUACCAGCUCUUUCAGAAGUCUGUGGGCUGCCUAGCGGAGAAGCUCGAGAAAAGCAGAGGCGCCUGUUGGCUUCCGGGUAGUCGGGAAAGGGGUUACCGCCGCUAAUCGUUCUCCCCGAAAAGUGGCCUGUGGGGCCCGCCUGUCGGUGCUGCGAUGCGUCUAUUGCGAUGCCUGAUGAAGGGCCAGUCGGCGCUGGCCGGGGCGCCCAAGUAUAUCGAGCACUUCAGCAAAUUCUCUCCAUCGCCGCUCUCCAUGAAGCAAUUCCUCGACUUUGGAUCCAGCAAUGCCUGUGAGAAGACCUCCUUCAUAUUCCUUCGCCAAGAGCUUCCUGUCCGACUGGCCAAUAUUAUGAAAGAAAUCAACCUUCUCCCUGACCGUGUACUGAGUACUCCCUCUGUUCAGAUGGUGCAGAGUUGGUAUGUGCAGAGUUUGCUGGAUAUCAUGGUGUUCCUUGACAAGGAUCCAGAGGACCAAAGGAUAUUGGGACAGUUCACCAAUGCUCUGGUCACAAUUCGCAACCGUCACAAUGAUGUGGUCCCUACAAUGGCACAGGGUGUAAUUGAAUAUAGGGAAGCUUAUGGUGAUGACCCUGUUUCCAACCAAAACAUCCAGUACUUCCUCGAUCGCUUCUAUCUUAGCCGUAUUUCUAUCCGCAUGCUGCUCAACCAACACACCUUGAUUUUUGAUGGCAGCACCAAUCCAGCCCAUCCCAAGCACAUUGGCAGCAUUGAUCCCCACUGCAACGUAUCAGAUGUAGUUACAGAUGCUUACGACAUGGCCAAACUGUUAUGUGACAAGUACUACUUGGCAUCUCCUGACCUGGAGAUCCAGGAGGUGAAUGAUAGUGGAACAGGACCUCACAAGUGGCAUACGAAUCAACCCAACCAACCUAUCCACAUGGUCUACGUUCCAUCUCAUUUGUACCACAUGCUCUUUGAACUGUUCAAGAAUGCCAUGAGGGCCACUGUAGAAAGCCACGAGUCCAGCCCGACAUUGCCACCCAUCAAAGUAAUGGUGGCUUUGGGCCAGGAGGAUCUCUCCAUCAGGAUGAGUGACCGAGGCGGUGGGGUUCCUCUUCGCAAGAUUGAUAGACUCUUCAGCUACUUAUAUUCCACAGCACCCAAACCAGAGCUGGGCACCGGAGGGACACCACUGGCCGGCUUUGGCUAUGGACUGCCAAUCUCGAGACUCUAUGCCAAGUAUUUCCAAGGUGAUCUUCAGCUAUUCUCCAUGGAGGGAUUUGGAACAGAUGCUGUCAUCUAUUUGAAAGCCUUGUCAACAGAUUCUGUGGAAAGGCUUCCAGUGUACAACAAGUCAGCAUGGCGUCACUAUCAGACCAUCCAGGAGGCAGAUGACUGGUGUGUGCCCAGCACGGAGCCCAAGAACACAUCCACCUAUCGAGUCACCUAAGCAAGCCUCUCUGUUAACAGGAAGGGCACUUCCCUGCUUCCAAAGGGGAGAAACCAAACUUUGGUGAGGGGAGAAAAAGAAACAAAUGAUAAUCACCAGCAUAAAUCUCACCUUGUGUUGUAAGACCUCUGUGGAGUGUUCCCCUUGGCUGCCUGGCCGCUUCACCUGUUAGACAGCAUACUGAUCUCUUUCUCAGAUUUCUUUUCAGAAAUGUGUAGUCUAGAUCAACAUAACUCUGCAUGGAAUUUCUUUGCCUCACCACAGUCCUGCCUUUUGAUCUAUUGGAUGGGAAAGGCCUGAAGGAUUUGCUUUUGUUCCUAUUUAGUAUUUGCACACAUCACCUUUUUAUUAUGUUUGCGUUGUAAUCACGAAGCUGAGACAACUUGACCACUAAACAUUAAUAUGUUGAGAAAAAUCAGGAAGCAAAAAGAGAAGGAAGAAGCUAACAAGCGUGGAUGUGAUUUUGUUGCAUUUCUUCACAUGAAUCAAGAUCCAAGCAAAAGGCACGAAGAGGUUUAAAAUCUGACAUAGGGACGGCAGAGUCCAGUGCCGAGUCCAUUGCAAAGAGCCAAGGACAUUAGAGGACACAGGCAUGUUUCUUAGUAUAUUGCUCUGGAAGUAAGAAAUAUUCUCUGAGGGGUAGAUAUUUUUGCAUUGUUUUCUGUGUGCUUUUCACGAUACAGGUCUGAAUCUCAGACAAGUUGAGGAAAGCAGAACAAGAGCCAGGAAUUUUAGCCCUGGAAGAUUCAGGUUUAGAUUGCACUAGAUAUAUUGAGACGUAAGGAAAAUGCUUUGCUGGCAUUGCAGGUGGUUUGGAGUUUUAUGGUUUCCUGCUUGUUUGUCUCAUCCACUGCUUGCACUUUUGCUCACCAUGACUCAAUUCCUAGACUGGCUUGUGGUGGAAUAUAGAUCCUUAAGUCCUGCUUAUAUUGGAGGAGUUCCUCCUCUCCAUGGGAAAAGUAUUAGGGCACAAUUGGGGAGUGGGUGGGGUGGCUUAUGGGAGAAAAUUGAUGGCAGAAGAAAUGCCCAAGAAAGAGUCUGUUGGUCUCCGUCAGGUGAAUGAACUGGGAACACUGAAAGCUUCAAUCCUGUCCUCCAACUGCAAUAGAAAAAAAUGUAGUAUAUUUAUUUUAAGGACAUAUUUCUGGUUCAUAUGCCUCCAGUGCUUAGAAACCAUGGGCAAAAGGAGCUACCCCCCCCCCCAAAGAAUCUCAGAGGCUAUCAAUUAUGGAUUCCAGGCAGAAGCUCUCUCUUCCCUUCCCUCUUUUAUAGCACCCCCAUCCCCACCCCCUGCCAUGGCAGCUGUUCGCUUUCCAGCAGCUCUUUGCUAUGAUCUCACUUUUCUGGUCCCCAUUUCAAAACAAAUGGAAAUGUUUUUGUAGGCGGAAAAUUGCUUCUGCCUUCUAUUUUUAUCCUGUGCUAUUGUUCUAAGCAGAUGUUAUGCUUAAGGGGUCUGCCCAGAUCCCCCUGAGUUGCACUCGCCUGUUUAUCAUUUUUACACAGUAAUAAACCACCCUUCUGCCACUGCCCCAUCCUCUGUGCUAGGCGCUUUGACCAGAAAGGGUCUGUGUUCAUAUGCUUAAAUAUACUUUUAAUUCUUUGGGAGGAACAAGGCAUGUGCCAAGGUCCCAUUGCUGCUAUAGUAUUACAAUAUCAAUUUUCUUGAUCAGCUAAGAAAACAAAACAAAAAGAAUCAUUAAAUUUAAAUAUGAUCUGCCCGGUUGUAUAACUUGAUUUCAUUGGCAUCAGUGGUGGUACAUGGUAGUACAACAACAUGCAUUCUACUUGUGUGCUUGAAACUCACCUUUGAGGUUGCUCCUGAAUAUGUCUCUUGAUUCACAACAUCUUGUCUUCAAAUGCUCAGAAUGCAGCUGUCCUCCUAUUGCUGGUUUCUGAGAGGAGUAGGAGAGAUGUUUAUUACUCAAACAUGUUAUGAUGACACCUAAUGGAGAUAUAUGUGAAUCACAUAAAAAUGGGUAAGAGUU
Messenger RNA from Pantherophis guttatus, 3398 nucleotides. RefSeq names its product pyruvate dehydrogenase kinase 2 (gene PDK2). The record is from RefSeq and is a predicted model, not a curated record. Lineage: Eukaryota; Metazoa; Chordata; Lepidosauria; Squamata; Colubridae. Gene Ontology annotation, molecular function: pyruvate dehydrogenase (acetyl-transferring) kinase activity. Gene Ontology annotation, biological process: protein phosphorylation; regulation of glucose metabolic process. Gene Ontology annotation, cellular component: mitochondrion.